CCAGCCCACCUCUCCGUCGCCGCCGUGGAGCCCUGGUGGGGGUCUGUGCCCGGUCACCAUGACGACCCCGGCGAAUGCCCAGAAUGCCAGCAAAACGUGGGAACUGAGUCUGUAUGAGCUCCAUCGGACUCCGCAGACUGCCUUGGCCCUACCUUUGAACUCCCUUAUUCUUUUCAAAGCACUUUCACAUUUGGCUCAUUUAAUCCCCAAAACAGCCGGGCCAGAGAGGAAGCCAUCAUGGAUGGCACAGAGAUUGCAGUUUCCCCUCGGUCGCUGCAUUCAGAACUCAUGUGCCCCAUCUGCCUGGACAUGCUGAAGAAUACGAUGACCACCAAGGAGUGCCUCCACCGAUUCUGCUCUGACUGCAUUGUCACAGCCCUGCGGAGCGGGAACAAGGAGUGCCCUACUUGCCGCAAGAAGCUGGUAUCCAAGCGAUCUCUGCGGCCAGACCCCAACUUCGAUGCCCUGAUCUCUAAGAUCUAUCCCAGCCGGGAGGAAUACGAGGCCCACCAAGACCGGGUGCUCAUCCGCCUCAGCCGCCUGCACAACCAGCAGGCACUGAGCUCCAGCAUCGAGGAGGGGCUGCGCAUGCAGGCCAUGCACAGGGCCCAGCGUGUGAGGCGGCCGAUGCCUGGGUCAGAUCAGACCACCACGAUGAGUGGGGGGGAAGGAGAGCCUGGGGAGGGAGAAGGGGAUGGCGAGGAUGUGAGCUCAGACUCCGCCCCUGACUCUGCCCCAGGCCCUGCUCCCAAGCGACCCCGUGGAGGGGGCGCAGGGGGGAGCAGUGUAGGGACAGGGGGAGGUGGCACUGGUGGGGUGGGUGGGGGUGCCGGUUCUGAAGACUCUGGUGACCGGGGAGGGACUCUGGGAGGGGGAACCCUGGGCCCCCCAAGCCCUCCUGGGGCUCCUAGCCCCCCGGAGCCAGGUGGAGAAAUUGAGCUCGUGUUCCGGCCCCACCCCCUGCUCGUGGAGAAGGGAGAAUACUGCCAGACUAGGUAUGUGAAGACAACUGGCAAUGCCACAGUGGACCAUCUUUCCAAAUACUUGGCCCUGCGCAUCGCCCUCGAGCGGAGACAGCAGCAAGAGGCGGGGGAACCAGGAGGGCCUGGAGGGGGCGCCUCCGAUGCUGGGGGACCUGAGGGGGGUGGUGGGGAGGGUGGGGGUGCCGGAGGAGGUGACGGCCCCGAGGAGCCUGCCUUGCCCAGUCUGGAGGGUGUCAGCGAAAAGCAGUACACCAUCUACAUCGCCCCUGGGGGCGGAGCUUUCACGACACUGAAUGGCUCGCUGACCCUGGAGCUGGUGAAUGAGAAGUUCUGGAAGGUGUCCCGGCCGCUGGAGCUCUGCUAUGCUCCCACCAAGGAUCCAAAGUGACCCCACAAGGGGACAGCUAGAGGAUGGGGACCAUGGGGUGUCCCUGUGUCCUGGCCCACCACCCCAGCUUCUUUGUCCCCCAGUGCCCCCUAGCCCAGCCAGCCAGCGAGAGGACACAAAUGAGGACGAGUGGCUUUUAUACAAAGUAUCUAUAUCAGAUUCUUCUAUAUUGUACAGAGUGGGGCAUGCGCCCCCAUCUACUGCCUUUUCUAUCGCCCCCCAACCUCCCAUCUACAAGAAGUCGGGGAAGGUGAAGAACCCUCCCCUUCAUGCCCUCCUACCAACAACAACAAAUUUGCUUUUUUCCUCUUUGAAA
Equus caballus (horse) is the source of this 1687-nucleotide messenger RNA. It is a transcript of the gene RING1, whose product is annotated as ring finger protein 1. The record is from RefSeq and is a predicted model, not a curated record. Lineage: Eukaryota; Metazoa; Chordata; Mammalia; Perissodactyla; Equidae. Gene Ontology annotation, molecular function: chromatin binding; ubiquitin protein ligase activity. Gene Ontology annotation, biological process: negative regulation of DNA-templated transcription. Gene Ontology annotation, cellular component: ubiquitin ligase complex; PcG protein complex.